UUCACUACUAACUUCAUCUGAUUUCUAAUUUACAAAUAUUUUCUGUUGAUAAUACAAUUUUUGUUUUUGUUUUCCAGUUGGGCGGAUAUAACUAGGCAAUUGUUUCUGUGAUGACUAUGACACGAGGUGGAUGGCUUGAUCAGAUGUGAGGAGUUCGGUGUGCAGGAGCGGCGAUAUAUUGAAGGGUAACGGCACUGGUUGAUCUUCGGCUACAUAGCAUUGGAAUGUUGUCUCAUUUGCAUAGGUGUCACUUCCUUCUCUGGACAAGAAAUCAGCGGUUUGAUUUCGUUUACCUGGCAGGUGAGUGAGUUCCAAAUCAAAUUCUUGUAAUAACAGAAACCAUCUGGACAGUCGGUUGUUGGUUAACUUGGCUGUUUUGAAAAAAGUCAAGGCCUUAUGGUCAGUGUUAACAAAAAUCUUUUGGCCUAACAACAACGUUCUAUACUUCUUGCAUACUUUGACAAUGCUUAGUAGUUCUUUUUCCGUGACUGUAUACUUCUUCUGGGCUGCAUUCAUAGUCUUGCUAAAAAAUGCUAUGACUCCUUUUUCUCCUUUCUCAUCAUAUUGAAAAAUUUCCGCACCUAAGGCGUAAUCCGAUGCGUCAACAUUUAUAUGAAAAGGUUGGUUUAGAUUUGGAUGAUCCAAUAUAACAGCUUUCAAAAAAGCAUCCUUCAACUGGUUGAAAAUUGCAUCUUCCUUGAGCCCCCAUGUCCAUGGUUUAGAGGAUGAUAAAACAUGACUCAGUUGUGCUGUAUAAUGAGACAUCUGUUUGUUAAAGCGACGAUAGAAUUGUAGGAAACCAAUAAAACGUUGAAGCUGUUUACGACUUGAUGGAGAUGGAAAAUUUUUUAUAGCUGAUAAUUUGUCAAUGUCCUGCAUGAUACCUUUAUCAGUUAUGAUGUGCCCGAGGUAUUUAACUUUCUUGGCAAAAAAUUCACAUUUUGAUAACUUUAAUUUCAUACCACAUUUUAUUAGUCUACCGAAUACUACAUCAAGGUGUUGAAUAUGCUCUGCCACACUCUGUGAUGAAAUAAUUGCAUCAUCAACGUAAAGAGCACAAAAAUCUGAAAUGUCUUCACCAAUUGAUUGUCUUAGGCAGCGUAUAAAUAUAGCCAUUGCGUUUCUGAUCCCAAAGGCAAGUCGGGUAAACCUGAGAUUUCGGCCGUUGAAGAGGAAGGACAGGUAGUCACGAGAUUCUUCUGCCACUUGUACCUGCCAAUAUCCGGCGCUGAGGUCGACGGUGGAGUAUAUGGUCUUGCCAUGGAACAUCUGCAACACCUGAUCGAUCUGGGCGGGAGCUUCACGGUCGUCGUCGAGAAUCAUGUUCAGCUGGCGGGCGUCAAGACAGAGUCGGGUGGAGCCGUCCUUCUUUGAGACGCAGGUAAUAGGCAAACUAUAAUGCGAUGUGGAUGGUUCGAUAAUGCCUAGUCUUUCCAUCCUAUCUAUUUCGGCAGCGGCCGCUUGACGGUGAGCAAAAGGGAUGGGAUAAGAUUUUCUAUAAUAAGACUCAUGUGGUUUGACCUCUAAUUUGCACUGAAAAUGAUUUGCCAAUCCCGGCUGUUCUGAAAAUACUGCACGAUUUUUUAUGAACAUUUCUUUCAUGGCUUGUUUAGUUGCGAGCCCCCAUUCAGAAUUAUUAUCAAUUUCCUUUAACAAUUUUUUCAUCAAAAUGUCAGUAUCAUCUGGUGUUUCAUUUUCUAAGCUGUAGUCAUCCACUGAAUCAUGACUCAUCAUCUCACUCUCUUCACUUUCUCUGUAUUUUACCUUGUAGUCCCUUUCAGGAAUGCAGUCCUCAACCAUGUGAUAUCUCACUACUCUUACAUCUCCCGCAUUGGCCUUUAAUAUUAUCUGAGUAUUGAUACUAGUCCAGUUGCUAUUGUCGAUUAAUUGCAGUUCGAGAUUUUUGAAAUUUAUGUUUGAGUUAUAAUGGGCUAAGAAAUCAGCACCAAUAAUAAUGUGUGGUCCAUUUGCAGGCAAUACCAGGAAGGAGUAUGGGAAACACUUUCCUUCGACUUGGAUCUCCAGGAGGCAUUGUUUAGAUAUUCGGAGGCGACGUCCUGGUGUGACACCUGAUAGGAGGGUGUCCAUAUCCAUUGCGGGAUCGGGUGUAUGUCUAACGGUUAUCUUCUGGUUUUUUAUCCGAGCGACGGUACGAGAAAUGGGAGUUCCUGUCUCUGGGGCGUCGUCGUCCGUAUGCCCUCCCGAUGUUUCGUCUUCCGGCUCUUGGGCUGCCAAUGGAUCUUCCACUAGAAUGCAGCUCUCCUCCACCUGCGUCGACGACAAGUCAUCCAGUAUAUGUGGAUGGAAAUCGACGGAUGCGGUGGCAGAUGCGGAUGGCGGUGAGCGAUCGGGUGAGAUGUCUUCGGUGUCCGACAGACUUGGAUUGACCUGGUCGUUUCGUGCCAUGGUUUGCAGAAAAAUAGCGCAACGAAAGUGUGCGGUGAAUAAACGUGGAAAUGUGGAUGUGAUAUACAAAAUAAGUGAUAAGAAAUCCAAUAGAAAUUGUUAUAGCUUCGCAGUGAGUGAAAUACAGAAAAAGUGGUUUAGCAAUGUGUUCAGAUGUAACAAAUAG
Molecule: messenger RNA, 2572 nt
Organism: Nilaparvata lugens (brown planthopper)
Lineage: Eukaryota; Metazoa; Arthropoda; Insecta; Hemiptera; Delphacidae
Exons: 4
Coding region: 1955-2572 (205 amino acids)
Source: RefSeq, a predicted model, not a curated record